Messenger RNA from Dioscorea cayenensis subsp. rotundata (Guinea yam), 1028 nucleotides. RefSeq names its product osmotin-like protein. NCBI's taxonomy places the organism in Eukaryota, Viridiplantae, Streptophyta, Magnoliopsida, Dioscoreales, Dioscoreaceae. The coding region runs from base 29 to 793 and encodes 254 amino acids. The record is from RefSeq and is a predicted model, not a curated record. The transcript has a single exon. Gene Ontology annotation, biological process: defense response. Gene Ontology annotation, cellular component: extracellular region.
CAUCAUCGUCGUCUUCACAUUCUCAUCAAUGGCGUCCUCAAGGUUGCUUACGUUGUUCUCCACCUUCCUCUUCUCUCUUAUCCUGGUCCAGCACUCCCUCGGCUACGCCCCAAUGACGCUGACCAUCGUGAACAACUGCCCCUUCACAGUGUGCCCCGGAAUCCAGCCCAACUCCGGCCACGAAGUUCUCGAGCACGGCGGCUUCUGCCUUCCAACCCUCCACCACCGCUCAUUCCCGGCCCCCACCGACCACUGGUCCGGCCGAGUCUGGGCUCGCACCGGCUGCACUCACGACGGCACCCGCAUCUCCUGUCUCACCGGCGACUGCAACGGCCAACUCCAUUGCUCCGGCCACGGCGGCGCCGUACCCGCAACCCUCGCCCAGCUCUCCAUCCACCACGGCGGCCACCUGGAUCUCACCUCCUACGGCGUCUCCUUAGUCGACGGCUUCAACGUCGGCAUGACGAUCACUCCUCACGAAGGUCAAGGUCGUUGUCCCGUCGUCGGCUGCCGCGCUGACCUCCUCCCUACUUGUCCAGCUCCACUCCAAACCCGAUCUCCGGUUACCGCCGGUGGUCACGUGAUAGGGUGCAAGAGCGGUUGCUUGGCCUUCAACACCGACGAGCUUUGCUGUCGUAAUAUGUAUAACAGUCCUCGGACGUGCCGGGCUUCGAGUUACUCUGAGUUUUUCAAGCACGCGUGCCCUGAUACUUUCACUUACGCGCACGAUAGCCCUAACUUGACGCACGAGUGCUCGGCGCCCGGCGAGCUCAAGAUCAUCUUCUGUCACUGAGUUGUUGCUCAGCUUCGUCUAUCUCUUUCUCUGUCUGUGUCUUUGCUGUGGUGGUAGUAGUGUCAGGGACUUAAGAGUAAUAAAAUAAAAAAGUAGGGAGUGGUUUGUUAGGGAUCAUUUGUGGUGAAAGUUGUGAACUUGAAACUCUGCUAAUUAAUCUCUGAAAUAUCACGUGGGUUUGUGUUCUUUGUUGCUGUUAUUAUGAAUUCACUGCACUAGUGUUUUUGUGUUUGUA